AUGGGGGUUGCGCUCCUCCACUCCAUUCUCACGCACCCGUCGGCCACGGUUGACGACAUAGCAGAGUUGACAACCUUCGACGCUGGAGAGGGCGAAGAAAUGGCAAACAUUUUUCAUGAAAUCUUCUCGUGGAUUGUCAUCAUGCCGUGCGGUGUAACAAGACAUCGAGGGAGUGCGUUGUCUGUGCUUGUUGAGGGGGCUACAACGUUCUUGACGAACGCUGUCCAAUCGAGGAAGUACGACGACGUGGCUCUAGCAACGGUUAGCACCUGUGUGGACACUGAGAUUCUGCUCGAGGCACUGAGUGAAGAUAACACUAUGGUGUCGAUCGAUGAGAAGCAGCAGCUCUGGUCCAUGUUGCUGUACUUCGACAGCCGCACGGUAACAUCCCGGAUUCUGGAUCUCGACUUCUUGGACAGAGCGGUCUUCUCUCGGCUGAUUGGUCCUGGAAUCCAUGCAGACGACCAGCUCAAUACCCUCGACCGAAGACUGGAGGCAGUGUUACUUCUGGAGGUGCUCGUAUGGGCCGCGUCACGUCGAGGGGAAAGUGUCAACACGCAGAUGCUGUUCGCCGAAGCCUGCAAACUUGUGCUACACCACGACAUCAUCGGUAAAGAGGCGCACUCUGUACGCAAAGCCCUCGAUUCGAGUGGCACAAGUCGUAGUAAACACGUUGCGGUGUCCAAGCGCGUGAUGCAGCUCGCGUGUUGCCUGUGCGUCGACUUUUCGUCUCAAGCUGCAAGUAGCGUGUUCCUCGAGCACUUCGAAUCCGUGGGGGUUCCACCGUGGGUCGUCGCCUUUCACCAGGCGCAACAUGUUAAGCUUGACGGAGUGAGCAACGAGCAGCAACUUGUCACCCGUGUCGAGCUCUUUUGGAAAGAUUGGCAGGGCUAUGGAGCCGUGACGACGAGAUCUCUAACUCGUAACAAGGUCUUCGAGCCCUCACGCAAGAGCAAAUCGGAGCAACGCAUUGUCAAAAUUGCACGGCGAGUUCAGCGUUCUGCCUCCCAAACAUCAGAGCGUCCACACGCUGGGGUUGAAACUGAAAUAUUGGAAUCGGACGACGAAGUCUCUGGAGCCAAGUUGGCCAGGCCCCUGGUAUCAGUGUCGCCCGUCAAGACGGUUAGCACCUCCAAGCCAAGCGAGACUGAAGCUCGGAACAGAGUUGCCACCACGAAGGGACCUAGUGUCAUCCACACUCUGUUGAGCAUCGACGCAGAUUCAGCUCCCCGCCUCGUAAAGCAGGGGUCGGCCGCGCUUGAAAAACCCAAUCGAAGACGACAACGAGAGGCUGUUGAAGACGAUGAAGACGCUCUGGACUCGGACGCGUACUCCCCAUUGCCAGGCGACACCAGCUCAUCGGAAGACGAACGUCAACGACGGGCACCGCGCAAGUUGAGGACUAAUAGGAAGAAACCUCCAAAGCAGAAGAAGCCGGUAGAGGCGAAAGACAACGAGAGCAAAUUGGAGUGUGGCAGCGGGAGUGAGGACGGCAGCAGCUACGACGAGCGACCGCCCAGAACUCGGCUAAGCCCUGCCACCUCAACUACCGACCGGCAACACGAGGCACUGCGCGCGAUCUUCCGCAAGUACGACGUGGACGGCGACGGCGUCAUCAGCUUCAUCGACCUGCGGCGGGCCAUGGACAAGCUGACGGCGGGGCAGGGCCAUCGCCUCUCGGACCUGGAGAUCCAGCGGUGGAUCACCGAGAAGGACAGAGGAGGACAGGGCGUCGUGAGCUUCGAGGACUUUGCCGAGGCCUUUAAAGGGCAACUGCAACUGUAA
Molecule: messenger RNA, 1785 nt
Organism: Phytophthora sojae
Lineage: Eukaryota; Oomycota; Peronosporomycetes; Peronosporales; Peronosporaceae
Exons: 1
Coding region: 1-1785 (594 amino acids)
Molecular function (GO): calcium ion binding
Source: RefSeq, a predicted model, not a curated record